Messenger RNA from Megalobrama amblycephala (Wuchang bream), 2285 nucleotides. RefSeq names its product leucine rich repeat containing 15 (gene lrrc15). The transcript has 2 exons. The record is from RefSeq and is a predicted model, not a curated record. Lineage: Eukaryota; Metazoa; Chordata; Actinopteri; Cypriniformes; Xenocyprididae. Gene Ontology annotation, molecular function: protein binding. The coding region runs from base 226 to 1884 and encodes 552 amino acids.
UCAUUUCUAAAUAAUGUGGGUGAGUAUAUGAGAGCUUUUGUACAAAGCAGUGCAGUCAACAGUUGACCGUAAAAAGGAUAACCAGCAAGACAUGAGAAGGCAGAAAGGAAUCUGACAAAGAAAACAUUGUAGCUAUUUAAAAGAGCACUGGGAAACGCUUUUGAGCAACGAGGAGACCAAAGCACCAAUAUCUCUGACAAAUCUUCUUCAAGUUCAAAGGAGUUAAUGGACCUGGUGUGGUACAUGAUUUUUGGCAUGUGUGCCAUGAAUGCUGUUGCUUCUUCGUGUCCAGAGAACUGCCUGUGUAAGCCGAACAAAAUCUUUUGUCAAGGCUUUUCAAUAAAGGAAUUUCCACAGUCCUUCCCCCCAAACACCAGUACCCUCUUAAUCACCAACACCAGCAUACAAUCAUUAAAACCAGCUGAUUUUGAGACUUUUGCUGAGACCCUCACUGUGUUUGCAGCCAAGGAUUCAAAAAUAGCCAAGGUGGAACCUCAUACAUUUAACCAAACCCACAAUCUCUUUGCCUUAGGUUUCAGUGGGACAAUGCUAACCUCUCUGCCAAAAGAUCUGUUUCAGAAUCUACAAGUAUUAUCAACUUUAACACUCAGUAACAACAAAAUAGAAGAUCUGCAACCAUCUCUUUUCACCCCUCUUGUAGUUCUGAAAAUAUUAGACCUAAGCAGAAACCGUCUAACCUCUCUGCCAGAAGAUGCUUUUCAGCGUUUAGAAAAGCUGGAACAGCUCAUGUUGCAGAGAAACUCAAUCAGAAAGCUUUCCAGCAGUACUUUUCAAGGACUCAAUAAUCUCAGAUCCCUGUUCCUCCAGCAAAAUCAUUUAACAGAUAUACCAGCAGGCAUCUUUGAUGACCUGGUAAACCUUGAGAUAUUGCAUCUUCAAGACAACAAAAUCACACAGCUACCAGCAAAUCUUUUCUCAAACUUGCAGAAGCUGAAGAAACUCUACCUCUCCAACAAUCGGUUAUCAUUGCUUCCCAGUGCAAUCUUUUUUAAUCUUCCUAACCUUACUCAUAUAUCACUGUACGAGAACCAACUCAGUAGUUUAAUGCCUGGAACUUUUGGUCCAAUGGCCCUCCAGGAGCUCUGGCUGUACGACAACAUGUUAACCCACCUUCAGGAGAAUGUGUUCAGCAACUUAACUGAGAUUCGACUUUUGGUGCUUAGUAGGAACCGGAUCCAGCACAUCUCUCCUGGUGCUUUCAACGGCUUGAUGAAGCUAGAGGAGAUCUCUCUUCAUACUAAUCGUUUAAUCAGUAUUGAGGCAGGGAUAUUCAAAGACCUUCCCAAGUUAGCUAACAUAUCUAUAGAGAAUAAUCAAAUACAGCACAUACCCAUAAAACUCUUGGAUGGUGUGUCCCGGUUAAAUCUCCUGGAGCUUCAAAACAAUUCUCUACCAAACUUGCAAAAAGAAUUUCUAAACUCUUUGUCUAAAGUUGAUAAUAUUAUACUUUCUCAAAAUCCCUGGAGGUGUGACCAUGACAUAAUACCUUUUCGGGAUUGGCUUGGACAGUAUCCAGAGAAAGUGAAAAACCUUACUUCUGUGACGUGUGAUACGCCUCCAUCCCUGAAUGGUAGAAAUAUAGGAGAGUUGAAGGAGGAUGACAUCAACCAUUCACUGCACACUUUUCCAACCAAAAGUACCUCUGCACCAGCAUUAGACUCCACAACAGUCUCAGAAGAGAUAGAGGACACAAGUGGAGGUGGUUCUGUGGGUCAAGGUCUGUCCAAAGACAAAAUCAUUAUCAUUGUAGCCAUUGUCUGCACUGCUGUCAUUGUCAGUCUCAUUGCCUGUGUGUUAUGGAGGAGGAACAAGCGAGGCAGUCAAGACCUGGACCGUCGAAGAAAGACCAACUCGGUUAUCUAACAUUACAUAAAAGUUUUUUUGAAACUAAGCUGUUCAUUGUGUUUCAAAUUCCUCUUUUAACCUUUUAACUGUCUUCAGUGGAUUUAUGGAGGAUAAAUGUUUUCUUUUAAUAGGCAAAGAAAAGUUAACAAAGAUUUGUUAUGGAUAUUUUCUUAUAUUUCUUUAAAAAAAAAAAAAAAACUACAAUGUUGUUGUCUACAAAGUACUAACUUUCAUUGCAGAUUAGAUAUGAUUUAAAGAUCAUAACCCUCACGAGUGGUCACACAUGAAGUACUGUAUUUCCUUUCUUGUCGCUGUCCAUGGUUACACACUUUCUGCAGUUCUGUAUGUUUUUUUUUCUCAUAGCAAAAAAAAAAUAUUUUUUUCAAAGUUGUAAAUAAAACAAAAAUUAUUGAAACAUU